This is a messenger RNA of Telopea speciosissima, 684 nucleotides long. Its product is annotated as glutathione transferase GST 23-like. Gene Ontology annotation, biological process: glutathione metabolic process. NCBI's taxonomy places the organism in Eukaryota, Viridiplantae, Streptophyta, Magnoliopsida, Proteales, Proteaceae. Gene Ontology annotation, molecular function: glutathione transferase activity. The transcript is spliced from 2 exons. The record is from RefSeq and is a predicted model, not a curated record. Gene Ontology annotation, cellular component: cytoplasm. The coding region runs from base 1 to 684 and encodes 227 amino acids.
AUGGAAGAAGUAAAGCUACUUGGAACCUAUGGCAGCCCAUAUGUUUGGAGAGUCAUCUGGGCUCUCAAAAUUAAGGGCGUACCAUUUGAAUACAUAGAAGAGGACAUCUUCAACAAGAGCGAAUUACUCCUCAAGUCCAACCCAAUUCACAAGAAGGUCCCAGUUGUUAUUCAUAAGGGAAAACCAAUCUCAGAAUCCACCCUAAUUCUUGAAUACAUCGAAGAGACAUGGCCGGAGAACCCAUUGCUGCCCCAAGAUCCUUAUGAGAGAGCCAAAGCUCGUUUCUGGAUCAAAUUUGGAGAGGACAAGAUCUUGGCGUUAUUUACAUAUUUUAUAACAGUUGGGGAAGAACAGGAGAAGGCAAUAAAGGAAUGCUUGGAAGUCCUGAAAACAUUAGAAGAAUAUGGGCUUGGAGAGAAGAAAUUUUUCAAUGGUGAUGCAGUUGGAAUGACGGAUUUGGAGUGGGGGUGGAUUGUUUUUUUUAUGGGAGUGCUGGAAGAGGUUGCAGGGGUGAAGUUGGUGGAGGAACAUAGCCUCCCUCGCCUGUAUGCAUGGGCUCAGAAUUUCUCGUCACUCCCUGUGAUCAAGGACAACCUCCCUGAUCGUGGCAAGAUGUUGUCCCUUUUGAAGAGCAAAUUAAAGAGAGAUGUUUAUGACCGAAUAACCCCUCCUUAUCAGCUUUAG